AUGGCGGCGGCGACAGCCUCGGCGGCGGCGGGGCCGGCGGUGGCAGCUCCGGCGGCGGCGGGUGCGGAGCCCACUCGUGACUCGACGGAAGGAGAGGCGGAGAAGGGCGAGAAGGCGGAGACGGCGGAGAAGGCGGAGAAGGGCGAGAAGGCAAAGCCGGCGGAGAAGGGCGAGAAGGCGGAGAAGGCGGAGAAGGCGGAGAAGGCGGAUGCCGCCGGCAAGGCAGGCGCUGCUGCCGCGGCAGCUGCAGCAUCGGUCGGGUCGACCACAAAGAGUGCAGCGGGCGGGGAGGAGGAGGAGGCGCGGGGGGCGGCGGCGGCGAGGAGUCUGCAGGCGGCGGUGGAGAGGGCGUGCGCUGACUUGGCCGCGAUGACGGCGGCGGCGCGGGGCGAGGUCCGCGCGCUUGUAGCGGAGGCCUCCGCGGGGAUGGCGGCGGAGAAGGAGGGGGCGGAGGCGGCGCAGAGAGACGCUGCCGCCGCCGCCGGUGCCGCCGCGGCAGAGGCGGCAAGGGAGGCGGCGAGGGAGGCGGGGAGGGAGGCGGCGGCGGAGGCGGCGGCGGAGGGGCGGGAGGAGGCGCGGAGGCAGAGGGAGGAGGGGCGGGAGGAGGGGCGGGAGGCGGCCGCGGCGGCGGUGGCGGGCGCGGUGGCGGGCGCAGUGGCGGAGGUGGUGGCGGAGGCGCGGCGGGCGAUGGCAGAGGCGACGGCGGCGGCGGUGGCGGAGGCGAGGGAGCGGGCGGCGGUCGAGGUGCAGACAGCGGUGGAGAAGGCGGUGAAGCAGGCGCGGGCCGAAGCGUCGCUAGCGGUGGAAGAGGAGAGGGCGGCGGAGGCGGCGAGGGCGGCGCAGCUUGCGGCCGAGCUGGCUAAGGUGGCGGAGGCGACGGCGCUGGCGGCGGAGGCGGAGGCUGGCGCGAGACCUCCCGCCGCUGUGCAGCGCGUCUCCACCGCGGCGUGGACGGAGGAGGGGGAGGCGUACUACUACAACGAGGCCGCCGGAGAUGCGGGCGGGGGGGCGUGUGUGAAGGAGCCGGCCACGGGGGAGACGUCAUGGGACCCGCCGCCAAGCGAGGGGUACCCUGCUGAGGAGGGGUACCCUGCUGAGGAGGGGUACGCUGGUGGGGAGGGGUACGCUGGUGGGGAGGGGUACGCUGGUGGGGAGGGGUACGCUGGUAGGGAAGGGUACCCUGCUGGGGAAGGGUACCCUGGUGGGGAAGGGGGCGGGUACUACCCUGAGGAGGCUGCCAGGGCCGAGGAGACCACCGAGGCGGAAGCGGAGACGGCGGCGCGGCAGGGCGCGGCAGCGGCGGCGACGGCGGUGGCGGCCGCGGCGGCGGCGGAGCAGGCGGCGGCGGAGGCGGCAGAAGCGACCGAGGCAGCCGAGGCGGCCGUGCGGGGGCGGCUGGCGAAGGCAAAGGUGCACACGAUGCGUUUGGCGAUGGCUGCGAAGCUGGCGGCGGCGGAGGCGGAGAGGGUGGCGGCGGAGGAGGCGGCGGCGGCGGAGGCGGCGAGGGCGGCGGCGGAGGCGGCGGCGAGGGCAGAUGCGGCGGAGGCGGCGGCGGCGGCGGCGGCGGCGGCGGAGGCUGAGGCGGAGGCGGCAGAGGCGGCGGCGAGGAGAGCUGAGGCGGAGGAGGCGGCGCGGCAGGCGGCGGCGGAGGAGGAGCUGGCCCGCGAGGUCGAGGAGGCGCUCGCCGCGGAGCUGGCGAGGGAGGAGGCGGAGGAGGCUGCUGCUGCUGCUGCUGCGGCGGCGGCGGCGGCGGCGAGGCAGGCGGCGGCGGCGGCGGAGGCCGCGGCUGCUGCUGCUGCGGCGGCGGAGGAGGCCGAGGCUGCUGCUGCGGCGGCGGCGGCGACGGGGGCGGAGGAGGAGGCGGCGGCGGCGGCUGCAGAGACGGCGGCGGCGGAGGCUGGUGUCAAGGACAAGCUACCAGAGCAGGCGGCGGCGGCAUCUGCGGCCGGCGGCGACGACUGGGGCGAGAUGGACGAUGGCUGGGGGUCUCCCGCCGUCAUGUCUGUCGGUUCGGAGACCAACUCGGCCAAGGGCCACUUCUCCGACUCGCGCACCCUCCACUCCCAGCACUCGAUGUCGACUGCGACUCCCGCCAGUCGCGCCACGCCGGUCGCUGCGCAGGGCAGCGACGAGAGCAACGGCAGCAACGGUAGCAACGGGUGGGACGACGAGUCGUGGGGCAAGGAGUGGUGA
Emiliania huxleyi CCMP1516 is the source of this 2193-nucleotide messenger RNA. RefSeq lists its product as hypothetical. The record is from RefSeq and is a predicted model, not a curated record. NCBI's taxonomy places the organism in Eukaryota, Haptophyta, Isochrysidales, Noelaerhabdaceae. The coding region runs from base 1 to 2193 and encodes 730 amino acids. The transcript has 9 exons.